AUGACGUGGUUUAGAGCUGGGUCUAAUUUGUCAAAGCUUGCCGUUAGACGAGCUUUAUCACAAAGUAGAUCUUAUGUCGGGCCUUCUACACAAAAUAGAUACUUUCACACGACUGUUUUCCGGUCAAAGGCUCAAUCGGCACCCGUUCCACGUCCUGUCCCACUCUCCCGGCUGACUGAUAGCUUUUUAGAUGGCACAAGCAGUGUUUAUCUCGAGGAGCUACAGAGAGCCUGGGAGCAAGAUCCCAAUAGUGUGGAUGAAUCAUGGGACAAUUUUUUCAGAAACUUUGUUGGCCAGGCCACCACUUCUCCUGGAAUCUCUGGUCAAACGAUUCAAGAGAGCAUGCGCCUUUUGUUGCUCGUGAGAGCUUACCAGGUUUAUGGUCACAUGAAGGCCACAUUAGAUCCUCUAGGUUUGGAGAAGAGAUCUGUUCCUGAUGAUUUGGAUCCAGCACUUCAUGGGUUUUCGGAAGCUGAUCUUGACAGAGAGUUCUUUGUCGGUGUUUGGAGAAUGGCUGGGUUCUUGUCUGAGAAUCGUCCCGUUCAAACCUUGCGUGCGAUAUUGACGAGGCUUGAACAAGCUUACUGUGGAAAUAUCGGGUAUGAGUACAUGCAUAUUGCCGAUCACGAAAAGUGUAACUGGUUAAGAGACAAAAUCGAGACUCCUACUCCGACUCAGUACAGUCGAGAGAGGCGUGAGGUGAUCCUUGACCGGCUUAUUUGGAGCACCCAAUUUGAGAACUUCUUGGCAGCCAAGUGGACUGCAGCCAAAAGGUUUGGGCUUGAAGGUUGUGAGACUUUGAUUCCUGGUAUGAAGGAGAUGUUUGACAGAGCAGCAGAUCUUGGGGUUGAGAGCAUAGUCAUUGGGAUGUCGCACAGAGGUAGGCUGAAUGUUCUUGGUAAUGUUGUCCGAAAACCUUUGAGGCAGAUAUUUAGCGAGUUUAGUGGUGGCACAAAACCUGUGGAUGAGGUUGGGCUUUACACGGGAACUGGUGAUGUUAAGUAUCAUCUGGGAACUUCUUACGAUCGGCCAACGAGGGGUGGUAAGAGAAUUCACUUGUCGUUAGUUGCAAAUCCCAGCCACUUGGAAGCAGUGGACCCAGUUGUGGUUGGGAAGACUAGAGCUAAGCAAUAUUAUUCUAAUGACACCAAAAGGACGAAAAACAUGGGUAUUUUGAUUCAUGGUGAUGGUAGUUUUGCCGGUCAAGGUGUUGUUUACGAGACCUUGCAUCUCAGUGCUCUCCCGAAUUACACUACUGGUGGGACCAUUCACAUCGUUGUGAACAAUCAAGUGGCUUUCACUACUGACCCGAAAUCGGGAAGAUCUUCCCAGUAUUGUACUGACGUUGCGAAAGCUCUGAGUGCUCCUAUUUUUCAUGUCAAUGGUGAUGAUGUAGAGGCUGUUGUUCAUGCCUGUGAACUUGCUGCUGAAUGGCGUCAAACGUUCCAUACUGAUGUUGUGGUCGAUAUUGUUAUAAGGAAUCAUCCUUCAGCACUUGAGAUCUACCAGAAGAAACUUCUAGAAUCUGGUCACGUCACAAAAGAAGACAUUGAUCAGGUAAACAACAAAGUGACGUCAAUUCUCAAUGAAGAGUUCCUGGCCAGCAAAGACUAUGUACCUCAAAGAAGGGACUGGCUUUCAGCUUAUUGGGCUGGAUUCAAAUCUCCUGAACAGCUUUCACGUAUCCGUAACACUGGGGUCAAUCCAGAAAUAUUAAAGAAUGUUGGCAGGGCUAUUACUAGGCUUCCAGAAAAUUUCAAACCUCAUAGAGCUGUUAAGAGGAUUUUUGAAGACCGUGCAAAAAUGAUUGAGACAGGGGAGGGUAUUGACUGGGCAGUUGGUGAAGCUCUCGCUUUUGCAACUUUGGUUGUGGAGGGAAAUCAUGUCAGGCUGAGUGGGCAGGAUGUUGAGCGAGGUACUUUCAGCCAUAGGCAUUCUGUUAUUCAUGAUCAGGAAACAGGAGAAAGAUACUGCCCCCUGGAUCAUGUUACCAUGAACCAAAAUGAGGAGAUGUUUACUGUGAGCAACAGCUCGUUGUCAGAGUUUGGAGUUUUGGGAUUUGAAAUAGGUUAUUCCAUGGAAAAUCCCAAUUCUCUGGUGCUGUGGGAAGCCCAGUUUGGUGAUUUCGCCAAUGGUGCUCAAGUGAUAUUUGACCAAUUCCUGAGCAGUGGGGAGGCCAAAUGGCUGCGUCAAACUGGCUUAGUUGUCCUCCUGCCUCACGGGUAUGAUGGGCAAGGCCCAGAGCACUCGAGUGCGCGCUUGGAGCGCUAUCUUCAGAUGAGCGAUGAUAACCCGUAUGUUAUCCCUGAGAUGGACCCAACACUGAGGAAACAGAUUCAAGAAUGCAAUUGGCAGGUCGUUAACGUGACUACACCAGCGAAUUAUUUCCAUGUUUUGCGGCGCCAGAUACAUAGGGAAUUCCGUAAACCUCUCAUUGUGAUGUCGCCAAAGAACUUACUCCGUCACAAGGACUGCAAAUCUAAUUUGUCCGAGUUCGAUGAUGUUGAAGGCCAUGCAGGUUUUGAUAAACAAGGAACCAGGUUUAAACGCUUGAUUAAAGACCAAAAUUAUCACUCAGAUCGCGAAGAGGGUAUUAGACGCUUGAUUCUUUGCUCUGGGAAGAUUUAUUACGAGCUUGACGAGGAGAGGAAAAAGACAAAUGGAAAGGACCUUGCAAUUUGUAGGGUGGAACAGCUUUGUCCCUUCCCAUAUGACCUCGUCCAACGUGAACUCAAGAGAUAUCCAAAUGCGGAGGUUGUGUGGUGCCAGGAAGAGCCAAUGAACAUGGGUGCAUACAGCUACAUUUUGCCUCGACUUGCUACUGCCAUGAAAGCUUUGGGCAGAGGUACUGUGGAUGAAGUCAAGUAUGUGGGCCGUGGGCCUUCUGCAGCUACUGCGACUGGAUUCUACCAAGUUCACGUCAAAGAGCAAAAUGAAAUUGUCCAGAAAGCUGUGCAGCCCGAACCAAUUAAUGCCUGAAUUUGAAGUUUUUGUUAGUUGGAAAUAAGCUUUUUGUUGUUCUUUCCAAUGAUACUUGCACAGUUGAUUGGUACCCGUAAGGCGGGGGCAAUUUAUUCUUUUUUUUUUUUUUUUUUCUUUAAAAAAAAAAAUUGAGGAUAAUAAAUUAUGUAUCUGCUUGUAAGGAUGCAAGACCAGUUAAUAGAUGCGAACUCUCCAUGUUGGAUGGCUGCUGCUGAGAUAUUCCAGGUUUUUUGAUUGUUGAUUUGAUGUGUUAUUUAUUUUUUCCGAGCAGUAGAGUGAUUGGAUGUGUUAUUUUUUUCCGCUUUGAACAAUUAUGGGUUGAUUUUUUUAUGUGUGUG
Molecule: messenger RNA, 3320 nt
Organism: Striga asiatica
Lineage: Eukaryota; Viridiplantae; Streptophyta; Magnoliopsida; Lamiales; Orobanchaceae
Source: the annotation of a GenBank genome assembly